Molecule: messenger RNA, 1494 nt
Organism: Brienomyrus brachyistius
Lineage: Eukaryota; Metazoa; Chordata; Actinopteri; Osteoglossiformes; Mormyridae
Product: NACHT, LRR and PYD domains-containing protein 12-like
Exons: 5
Coding region: 1-1494 (497 amino acids)
Molecular function (GO): protein binding
Source: RefSeq, a predicted model, not a curated record
AUGUGCACAGAAGUCUUUAAAGAGGAGUAUGGGUUGUACCAGGAGAAGGUGUACUGCUUUGUGCAUCUGAGCAUCCAGGAGUAUCUCGCUGCUUUAUAUGUGUUUCUGUCAAACUCAUCAGCUGACCUGCUGAUGACUGCAGUGAAUCAGGCAUUAGAAAGCAAGAAUGGACACUUGGACCUCUACCUCCGCUUCCUCCUUGGUCUCUCAACAGACUCCAGUAAGACUCUGUUACAAAGGCUACUGGGGCCAACAGGAAUCAACUCACAUACCAUUAAGGAAACAGCUCAAUACAUCAAGGAGAAAAUACAGGAGAAUUUAUCUCCAGAAAGGACCAUCAACCUGUUCCACUGUCUGACUGAACUGGGUGACAAUUCCCUAGUAGAGGAAGUACAAAGAUACCUGAAUUCAGGAAACAUUUCAGCAGAUGACCUCUCACCUGCACAGUACUCAGCUCUGGCCUUUGUGAUGCUGAUGUCAGAUGAGGAGCUGGAUGUGUUUGAUCUGAAGAAAUACAUCAGAUCAGAUGAAGAGCACUGCAGGCUGCUGCCUGUGGUCAAGAACUCCAGGACGGCUCUGCUGAACAGCUGUGAUCUCAUAGAUAAACACAGUGAUGUGCUGUCUUCAGCUCUAAGAUCAAACUCUUCCCCCCUGAGAGAGCUGGACCUGAGUGACAAUAACCUGAAGGAUUCAGGAGUGAAGCUGCUCUCUGCUACACUGGGGGAUUUACACUGUAAACUGGAGAUAUUGAGGCUGUCAGGUUGUAGAGUCACAGAAGAAGGCUGUUCUUCCCUGGAUUCAGCUCUGAGGUCAAACCCAUCACACCUGAGAGAGCUGGACCUGAGCUACAAUCACCCAGGAGAUUCAGGAGUGAAGCUGCUCUCUGCUGUACUGGAGGAUCCCAGCUGUAAACUGGAGAAGCUGAAUGUGGAUCACGGUGGAGAGUGCAGGACCAGACCAGGCUUACAGAAAUACUCCUGCCAGCUGACGCUGGACCCCAACACAGCAAACAGAUUCCUGUCUCUGUCAGGGGGGAAGAGGAAGGUGACAGGGGGGGCAGAGCAGCCAUAUCCUGAUCAUCCAGAGAGAUUUGACAGCUGGAACCAAGUUCUGUGCAGAGAGAGUCUGACUGGCCGCUGUUACUGGGAGGCUGAGUGGGAUGGAUUUGGUGCCUGGAUAGGAGUCACUUAUAAAGGGAUCAGGAGGAAAGGAGGGAGGGACUGUGGACUUGGAUACAAUGACAAGUCAUGGAGUCUGUGCUGUAAUACUGACAGAUACUCUGUCUGGCACAAUAAUAAAGAGACUCUCAUACCCAUAAAGCCCUCAGGCUCCCGCAGAGUAGGAGUGUAUCUGGACUGGGGGGCUGGUGCUCUGUCCUUCUACAGAGUCUCCUCUGAUGGACUGACCCCCCUGCACAGAUUCACCUCCUCAUUCACUGAGUCCCUCUAUCCAGGGUUUGGGGUUCAUUAUAGAAACUCCUCAGUGUCACUGUGA